AUGAACGAAGGUGAAGCGACAGUUACUAUGGCCCAAAUGCCACUGGUAUUGCUCAUUGGCGCCCAGAAGGCCGGCACCUCCGCCAUCGCUGAUUGGCUUUUUGACCACGGCGGAUUCAGUCGACCGAAUGUUUUUGAUGGGGAGCCUAGUUUUUACAGCAAGGAGGUGCACUUUUUCGACAUUGAUCAUCGCUAUUGCAAAGGACCAAUGUUUUAUGGCGAACGAUUUGAUGGCUGCGAUGGAGUUGAUGCAACACCAGAUACUUUGCAAUUUGCGGAAAGAGUUCACAAUUGCUACAAAGCUGCUGGUGGAAAUCAGAUGCGUUUGGUCAAGAUUAUGGUCAUUCUUCGCGAACCAAUUCUUCGGGAGCUAUCACUCUACAACCAUUUAGCACACGAUUGCCGCUUCUUGCCACUAUCAGAGAGGACUUCAUGGCAAGAACAGGUACUGGACGACGAUGGUGACAUCAUGUCGUUUGACGACUUUGUUGCCCAAGUAUCACUUCCUGGUCUGGCAACGAAAUCAGACUCUGGAAGAAGCUCUCGCCAUGGUCUCUAUGCCGCCCAUUUGAAUCAAUGGUUUGAGUUGUUUGACCGCUCUCAAAUUCUAGUUCUUAGCUACCAGGAACUACAAGAGAACCCAAGAAGUCUACAACAGCGGAUUCAGAAGUUCCUCGGUCGCGAAAUCCCUGGUGAAUUGAAACGAGCCAAUAGCAAUGAUCACGACCACAAAGUACGUUUGCCCUCCAAGAAAGCCUUGGCACUGCUGGUUGAUAUAUUCGAAUCGGAGAAUGAAAAGUUAUAUGGAUUGCUAGAGGCCAAUCCUGGUCCCUCCAUGGAGCAAAGACCUUUCUUGCGAUUUUCCAAGCCUAUUGCCGGAGAAUGA
Cylindrotheca closterium is the source of this 885-nucleotide messenger RNA. Lineage: Eukaryota; Bacillariophyta; Bacillariophyceae; Bacillariales; Bacillariaceae. The record is from the annotation of a GenBank genome assembly.